UUCACUCAGCAGCACUGCAAAAGGAAGAAAAUCUCUCUCUCUCUCUCUCUCUCUCUCUCUGUGCAACUGAAAAUGGCGGACACUCGAUUAAACUCCAAGAACUGCGACUCCGAAACCCUAAAUUCAAGCUCUUUUUCGCACAGAGUUCAUGAUUGUAUCAAAGAUUUGAAAAUGAUUGAACCUUGGGUUCAAAAUGGAGAUGCACUUUCAGGUCUACGGAUCGAAGAUUUUUACGAUGGUGACGGUGACAAUACAGAUUUGGUGGAUUCGGUAUUGUGUAUUUCGGGUUCAAGAUUGAUCCGAGCAGGGUUUAAGAAGAACAAUUUCACAGAUGACAUUGUGAAAUUUGUAAAUGCUGGGGGCGGGUCUAUGAAUGAAGUAGGAGAUACUGCUAUUUUCAUUAUGCCUGAUACUUCCUUUGAAGGAGGAGAUGUCUUAAGAACUGAUGAAGGGAUAAUUGAUGGUGGUGAUUUUGCUCCUCUUUAUCAGUCAGCUCGGUUUGGAAAUUUCUGUUACCGAUUUGACAACCUCCCCCCUCGAGACUAUUUCAUUGAUCUUCAUUUUGUGGAAAUAAUAAACACAAAUGGGCCUAAAGGGAUGAGGAUCUUUGAUGUUUAUAUACAGGAAGAGAAGGUUGUAUCUGAACUUGACAUCUAUUCAAUUGUUGGAGCCAAUAAGCCGUUACAGUUGGUAGAUGUUAGAGUUACUGUAGGGGAAGAUGGGGUGAUUGUGAUAAGGUUUGAAGGAGUUAAUGGAAGCCCAGUAGUUUGUGGGAUUUGUAUUAAGGGAGCACCAAAAGUACCUGGUUCUCAGGUGAAACACAAUGGUCUUGUGUGUAGUAAUUGUGCUGCUGAGGUAGAAGUGACAUCAGCUCAGAAUAAACAUAUUAGACUGAGAUCUACAGCCAAGUACGAAAAAAAGAUAGAGGAGCUGAGUACCCAGUGCCAGCUCAAGACAAAGGAAUGCUAUGAGGCCUGGAUGUCCCUGACAGCUACAAAUCAGGAGCUACAGAAGGUUAGGAUGGAGCUUGACAACAAAUCCUUCGAAAAUCACUGUCUAGAUCAAGCAAAGGCUAUGCAAGCAGCAAAGUUGAGGGAAGUAACCAGUAGAUUUGAACAUAAAAGGAGGUUUUGGGAAGCAGCUAUUGAUGAAUUAAAAAGAAAUAUUAAGGUCAUGAAAGAAGAGCAUUCUCAGCUCUCCCUUGAAGCACAUGAUUGUGCUGAUUCCGUUCCUGAAUUGAAUAAGAUGAUUUUGGCUGUUCAAGCACUGGUUGCACAAUGUGAUGAUCUUAAAUUGAAGUACAGUGAGGAGCAAGUGAGGAGGAAGCAGCUUUAUAAUCAAAUUCAGGAAGCAAAAGGGAACAUCAGGGUGUUUUGUAGGUGUCGUCCAUUGAGUAAAGAGGAGGCAUCAUCUGGGUAUGCUACAGUUGUAGAUUUCAAUGCAGCUAAGGAUGGAGAUCUUGGGAUACUUACGGGUUGUUCCACAAAGAAAUCAUACAAAUUUGAUCGUGUGUACAUGCCAAAGGAUGAUCAAGUUGAUGUAUUUGCGGAUGCUUCACCUAUGGUGACUUCAGUGUUAGAUGGCUACAAUGUUUGUAUAUUUGCAUACGGCCAAACAGGGACAGGAAAGACUUUCACGAUGGAGGGUACCGAGCAGAAUCGAGGAGUUAAUUAUAGGACUUUGGAGCAGCUGUUUAAAAUAGCUGAGGAGAGGAAAGAUACCUUCGCAUAUAAAAUAUCUGUCAGUGUCCUUGAAGUUUACAAUGAGCAAAUCAGGGACUUGCUUGCCACCUCACCCACAUCAAAGAAGUUGGAGAUAAGGCAAGCUUCUGAGGGCGUUCAUCGUGUACCAGGGAUUGUGGAAGCCAGAGUUGAGAACAUUAAAGAAGUUUGGGAUGUUCUGCAGGCUGGAAGUAAUGCAAGGGCUGUAGGAUCAAAUAAUGUGAAUGAGCAUAGUAGCAGAUCUCACUGCAUGCUAUGCAUAAUGGUUGGAGCAAAAAAUUUGAUAAAUGGUGAGUGCACCCAGAGCAAGCUUUGGCUUGUGGAUUUGGCAGGCAGUGAGAGGCUGGCGAAAACUGAAGCACAAGGUGACCGGCUGAAGGAAGCGCUGAACAUCAAUCGAUCUCUUUCAGCUCUUGGGGAUGUCAUAUCUGCUUUGGCAUCAAAAAGCAACCAUAUACCAUACAGAAACUCGAAGCUUACACACUUACUUCAAGAUUCACUAGGGGGUGAUUCCAAAACGCUGAUGUUUGUGCAAAUCAGCCCUUCAGAGCAGGAUUUAGGUGAGACUGUAAGUUCUCUAAAUUUUGCAAGUCGGGCUCGAGGGGUUGAGUUGAAUCCUGCAAAAAAACAGAUUGAUAUGGGCGAGGUUCAAAAGAUGAAAUCGCAGCUUGACAAAGUAAAGCAAGAAUGCCGAUCCAAAGACGAACUCUUAAGGAAGUCACAGGAGAACAUUCAGAACAUAGAAGACAAAUUCAAAGGCAAGGACCAGAUUUGCAGAAGCCAACAGGAAAAGCUUAAAGAACAAGAAAGCCAGCUUGAAACAAAAACCGAGUUAUGCAGACAGAUGGAGAAGCAACUUUUGCAACUUUCACAAGGAGUGAAGGGGAAGGAAGAAAUUUGCUCGACUCUUCAGCAAAAGGUCAACGAGCUUCAGGACAAGCUAAGAGAAUGUGAGCAUUUGGGUUCCACAGCUCUCCAGCAUAAGACUGAAGAGCUUGAAAACAAAUUGAAAAAGAGGACACAGGAGUUCGAGCUUCAGUCGGUGGUCCUUCAAGAAAAGGUUAUCGAACUUGAAAACAAAUUGAAAUUGCAAAGAUGCAACAAGGAAUCUCAGUUACUUCAUGAAAAGAUUAAAGAACUUGAAGAAAAGUUGAGGAAGCAAGAUGAAGCGUCAGAGAGUGAGCCGCCAUUAUUUUCUUCUGAAAAAUCAAAAUCAGCCACUGCGAAUGAUCAAAAAACUCCAUCAACUGCAGAAUUUACAAUAGACAGAGAUCUCCAGAGUCUGAGGAGCUUAAAAUCCAGUAAUCGCUCUGUGAGCCGAGGAUCAGUAUUGCUUAAAGGAACUGACUCCCUACGUGAGUUAAGGCGGAAACGUGAGGGGAUUGAAAACAAUUUCAUGUUGCCUGCUCCCUCGAUUGAGAAGAAGUUGAUGGCAACAGAAUCGAACAAGGCUGUUAGGCAUAUUGACCCGUCUAAAGCAUUUGCAAGAGUUGCAAGAACUACAAAACCAUUCCCAGCUGCUCAAAGGCCCUUUUCCAGUAAACAAGUCAUAGGGAUCAAGGAGAGAGAUAACGGUACAAGAGUUUGGUUAAGAUAGUGGAUGGAAAAAUGUCUUUUCCAUGUAAAACCCAUUCUUGAGUUGUUGUAUUCAUAUAUUGAUUGAUCUUUGUUCCACAAUGCUUGAAGUGGCAAUGUAAUCUAUCUUGAUUUCUGAGCUUCACUAGAAAUUUUAUGCAAAAAGAAUGUUUUUGUGCAAUGUACUUGGAAGUCUUGUAUAACAUUCAGAUCUUCCACGUAAUCUAAUUUUUUUUUACCACA
Camellia sinensis is the source of this 3539-nucleotide messenger RNA. RefSeq names its product kinesin-like protein KIN-14R. NCBI's taxonomy places the organism in Eukaryota, Viridiplantae, Streptophyta, Magnoliopsida, Ericales, Theaceae. The record is from RefSeq and is a predicted model, not a curated record. Gene Ontology annotation, biological process: microtubule-based movement. Gene Ontology annotation, molecular function: microtubule binding; microtubule motor activity; ATP binding. Gene Ontology annotation, cellular component: microtubule cytoskeleton.